AGUACCGUCCAUGAUCUGACAGUCCACCGUGCAACUCCUGAGGAUAUUCUGCGUCGCCAUGAAAUACACAAAUCGAAAAACAAAGCACUGGCACAUCUGGAACUGCAAGAGAAAGCACUGAAAAGAAAAUGGAAGAAGCAAAAACAGCUGGCUGCUGAUUCCUUGGAGAAAAGGAAAUUGACUCUGAUGCGUGAGAUUCUGUCUGAUCAAUACCAUUUGGAAGAUGUAUUGGAACGAUCUGAUCAGGUUAUGGCCGUGGCAAAAGACUUGUUUGGGGAUGCUCCUCGCACACGAACAGGUAGACCAUCUUGUUUAUAUACUCUUAAUGAAGUGGAAGAGGAAGGCUUAUCAAUCUAUCAAACUGAAGAUGGACACCAUGACUCUCUGAAUUUCAAAUCCAGCAUCAAUUGUGACAGGCUACUCCGGUUAUUGAGAGAAGAAAAUUCCUUGGUGAAUUCUCAGUUGUGGGCUGAAAAGGAUGUGAGAAAAACUACUUUAUCACAGGAAUCAAAUGUGCCUUUGACUCCAACAGCUGUUUCUCCAUCAUUGGAUCAGUCAGCCCUCAAUGCUACCAAUGUAGUCAAGAGAACCCAUUCAAGACUUUGGAAUGAAGACGAAGAAGAGGCUGUAGACUCCACUUACACUGUGAGACAAGUGCUGAACCCGAACUCAAGGAAACAAAAGCAAAUUGCAGGAAAAAUGAAAAGAAAACAAACUGCACAGAGCUCCACAAGACAGAGGAGAGAUGAUUCUCCAGCUAAUUCAAUCCCUGUUGACCUUCGGAGGGACAACAAAUCCAGCCUAGACGUUCUCAACCGCAUGAUACAUGAAGUGGAGCAUGAAUUGGAGGAAUAUGAGCGAUGUACAGGUCGUGAAGUUCAAAAAACUGAGAGAAGUGAAGGCCUCACCGGGUUUACCUUGUCACUGGUGAAUGCUCUAUGUCGUUUGAUGCGCUACCUCAAAGAGAGUGAAGUGCAGCUGCGUGAGAAAGAGGUGAUGAGACAGCAGCAUGAGGAGAUGUUGAAUGAACACAGAGAACUGAUUGAUGCUCUGACUGCAGAAAUACUUCUAGUGAGGGAAGAAAACACUGCUAUACAGAAGAAGCUUCAGCAAUACAUGACGGCAACAGAUGAACAGCUGAUCUCUCUCACGCAAGCAUUUAAAGGCCUCCCUUUGGUAGAACCUAGAAGAGAACAAAGUCCAAACCAUUUUGGAGGAAUUGCAAGCAAAGGUCUCGUGAAUGGCCAAGAAAAACCUGAUUUGAGCUAUUUUGAGCCUAGGGCUGAUGCAGGCAACAGGGAAGGUAUGCUGAGAUUCCCACAGGAAGAACUUCCUUUCAAGUUUCUCCAGAGGUCAGGUGCUUCAGGUGGUGCAGGAGCUGGCAGAAGCUUGCCGUCUCACAUCUUCCAGCCAGCUGUGCUGUUGUCACCCCCGCGGCAGAAGAGCAGUCAGGAAUCGUCUCCCCUCCAGAACGUGUUUACAGCCAGUUCUCGGUCUCCUGAAAACACCGAAAGAGAGCCGUGCAAGGAAAGGAGCUCACCUUCCUCCCUGAGAACACAGAGCAUGACUGAAGAAAACUGUUUCCUCUCUCAAAGGCAACCAGCUCCUCCCGCAGACAAAGACUUGGGGAGUUCUCACGAGAAAAUCAGUCUGUCCUGCUCAGGUGACACCAGAAAAAACAGCCCAGCUGAAGGGUUGUUUCAAAACGGUGAUCUGCUGGGACAGAUAGCUGAGCUCACACGGCAGAACUCUCUAAUUAAAGCUCAACUGAGCAAAUUCAGAGCCUUCUCUGAAGACACAAGUGACUGCCUGCAUCAGCCAGACCCAGUACAAAAUGCAAAUCCUGGUCCAGACUCUUCCCAAGGACAGACUCAUCUCAUGGUAUCAAAGAGCUUGGAGGAAAGAAUAGCAGAGCUGAAUCGUCAGAGUACAGAAGCACGUGAUAAACUGUUGCAGCUAAUAGACCAGCAGAAAUCAGCUGCUGCUGAUACGGUCCCUCCAAUGACAUCUCCUGUUCUGCCCCCAUCCCUAAAUUGUACUGAAAAUGCAAGGAGGACAAUUGAAGUGUCUAUUCCCAUGGCAAUUCCUGUGGACAGCUCCAAAGAAGAUAGUGUUUCCCCUGCCAGUAUGACCAGCAUAAGAAGGUCUGUAGGAGACUCUAGCAAACCUUGUUCGCCCCUAAGUGCCACAUCUGAAAGUGUGAAAUUAACUCCGGUCAGCCAAAGGCCAAAGGUGGAAAAGCAAAAAGAAGGCGGCUGGUUCGCAUUGUCAAUGCACGUUAUGUAA
Molecule: messenger RNA, 2286 nt
Organism: Leptosomus discolor (cuckoo roller)
Lineage: Eukaryota; Metazoa; Chordata; Aves; Leptosomiformes; Leptosomidae
Source: RefSeq, a predicted model, not a curated record